Molecule: messenger RNA, 652 nt
Organism: Drosophila grimshawi
Lineage: Eukaryota; Metazoa; Arthropoda; Insecta; Diptera; Drosophilidae
Product: dolichyl-phosphate beta-glucosyltransferase-like
Exons: 2
Coding region: 20-637 (205 amino acids)
Cellular component (GO): endoplasmic reticulum membrane
Source: RefSeq, a predicted model, not a curated record
CAGCGAUGCCACAGUUUCUAUGGCCCUCAAAUAUUCCAAGCUGCAUGGUGCGGAUAAAUUUCGUGUGUUGGAGCUUGUCCAGAAUCGUGGCAAGGGCGGCGCUGUACGUCUGGGCAUGCUCAGUGCCCGUGGCCGGCAAUUACUCUUCGCCGAUGCCGAUGGUGCAACGAAAUUUGCCGUCUAUGAUAAACUGGCAGAGACAUUGACCAGUGUGGCGCCCGAAUGGCGUCACGAUGGCAUCGCCAUUGGUUCACGUGCUCAUCUCGAGAAUGAGUCAAUUGCAAGGCGUAGCUUUUUUCGCACAAUUUUAAUGCAUGGCUUUCAUACGCUUGUCUGGAUAUUUGCGGUGAGAUCGGUGCGAGAUACACAAUGUGGCUUCAAGCUAUUUACACGUGCAACCGCACGUAAACUAUUCAAUAGUUUGCACGUGCAACGUUGGGCCUUUGAUGUGGAGCUGCUUUAUCUGGCUGAACGUCUCCGUCUGCCCAUGGUCGAGGUGGCUGUGCGCUGGACAGAGAUAGACGGCUCCAAAUUGUCGCCAUUCUGGUCGUGGUUGCAAAUGGGCAUUGAUCUCUUUAUGAUUUGGCUGCGUUAUUUAAUCGGCGCUUGGCGCUUAUCUGCCAGUCAGAAGAAUUAAAAAAAACGUCAGCGA